Molecule: messenger RNA, 3606 nt
Organism: Anopheles coustani
Lineage: Eukaryota; Metazoa; Arthropoda; Insecta; Diptera; Culicidae
Product: fibrillin-1-like
Exons: 7
Coding region: 1-3606 (1201 amino acids)
Source: RefSeq, a predicted model, not a curated record
AUGGGGCAACUGUUGGGAAAUUCACCCCGCCUGGUACGGUCCUCGAUGGCCGUAUGGUGUCUAGUGUCGGUGCUGCUGCUGCAGCUAGUUCAGUCAGGAUUGGCGGUGGAAAAGCUGUGCUUUGAGGAGGAAAAGGUGCCAAAGUUGGUGGAAAAUAAAAGCGAAAUUAUAAAAUUUGGUGAUGGAACGUACUUUUGUAUGUUCUCAGAGAACACCAUACGCGUCCCGGUAAUGGUGGAAGCCUUGACGUGUUCUCUCGGGUAUGACGUGCGCAAGAAACCCACGUGUUGCGAAGGAUAUCACGUGGUAGGAACGGAGUGUGAGCCAACAUGUCGUGAACCUUGUGUUUUUGGCAAGUGUGUCGCACCGGAUACUUGUGACUGCUAUUCCGGCUACCGGAAAGUGCAUAAUUACCGUUGUGAACCGGUUUGUAUUCCAACGUGUCAAAAUGGGGAAUGCGUUGCGCCGAACGUGUGCUUCUGUGAUGAUGGGUUUGAAAGAGAUCCUGGAAGUGGUGUGUGUCGCCGGAAGUGCGAUCGUUCGUGCCGAUUUGGGCGAUGUGUCGAGGAUGUUUGUGAAUGCGAUGAAGGAUAUCGACCCGAUACGGCGGACGAAAAUGCCUGUGUGCCGCAGUGUGAUGAGGAGUGUCGACAUGGAGUUUGUGUGUUACCGAAUGUAUGCCAGUGCGAGGCAGGAUAUACCAUAUCCACGCAAUCAAACUUCUCCUGUGAACCUGUCUGCUCCGAGGGAUGUCUUAACGGAAACUGCAUCGGUCCGAAUGAAUGUGUCUGCAACGAAGGAUACGAGCUGGACGAGAGCAACCACUGCGUCCCGGUGUGUCUAAAACCAUGCCAAGGAGGUAGAUGUGUUGCCCCGGGAAAGUGCAGCUGUGGCGACGGUUAUAGUCCCGCCGGAGAUGACACAUCCGUGUGUGUGUCGGCCUGCUCUGAACCGUGCGUCAACGGAGACUGUGUGGCACCGAAUACUUGCGUGUGCCACCGGAACUACCGCGUCCGUGAUGAGGCAACGCCUCACGUUUGCGUUCCGGAUUGUCCGAAAGGUUGCGUGGCUGGCGUUUGCACUGGUCCUGGAGUUUGCGAGUGCGCCGAAGGGUUUCUCUACAAUGAAACCAUCGGAGUGUGCCAGCCACGGUGCGCGAACACUUGCGAGAAUGGUGUAUGUGUGGGGGGAGACCGAUGCCAGUGUCACGACGGUUAUCAGCUUGAUCCGACGACGGGUAGCAAAUGUGUACCGCUCUGUACGAAACCUUGCGUACACGGAAUCUGUGUCGCACCGGAUGUUUGUGAUUGUAAAAAAGGUUACGUCAAGAGUGAGAAGAGCAGGAAUGUUUGUGAACCGAAGUGUUCCAACGGUUGUUCCAAUGGUCUCUGCGUGGCGCCGGAUCACUGCCAAUGCUUGAAGGGUUACUAUGCCACCUCCAGCUCCAUCAACUCCAAGUCGUCCAUCUGCACGCCAUACUGUAGAAACAAGUGCGUCAACGCAUACUGCAUUCGGCCAGAUGUAUGCCAAUGCCUAGCCGGACACCGCUUCGUCGGCAAUAGCUCCAGCGUAUGUGAGCCAGUCUGCGAGGAGUCCCUGGUCGACUGCACCCACGGUCGCUGUACGCAACCCAACGUGUGUGAGUGCAACGAGGGCUACACGUUGGCCAUUCGGAAUGGCCGAAUGUUGUGCGAACCUGUGACUUGCCGGUCGCAGUGCGUCAACGGAUACUGCGUGGAGGAGGGCCGGUGCGAGUGUCACCCGGGGUACGCCCGUUCGGAGCAGUUCCCUUCGAUCUGCGAGCCAAGCUGUGAAGGUGGUUGCGCAAACGGGGCUUGUAUUGCGCCCGACACGUGCAUCUGCAAUGAGGGCUUCGCGCGACUUCCGGGAAGCGAUCGGUGUGAGCCAAGCUGUGAUCCGGCUGUGGUCGACUGCUACGAUGGGGUGUGUCUUGGAGGGAACCGAUGUCAGUGUGCGGAGGGAUACUAUCUGCGAGUUCCGGACAAUGGCGAUACGGCGAGAUGUGUGCCACUGUGCACCAACGGAUGCUCCAAUGGACGGUGUCUCGCGCCCGACGAGUGUCUUUGCGACGAUGGGUACGUGUAUAGGGAGGCAACGGAUCGCUGUGAGCCGGUGUGUGUUCCCGAAUGCAUCAACGGGCGGUGUGUGGCACCGAAUGUGUGCCAGUGUCUGGAAGGAUUUGUACCAACGGAGGACGAAACGCUGGAACAAUCGACAAGCGAGUGCUCUCCGUUCUGUGAUCCUAACGUGGUCAACUGUACGUUCGGGAUAUGCGGAGGUCCAAACUCGUGCCGGUGCUUCGACGACUACUACUCCACCAACGACGAGCGAGGGAUUCAGACAUGUGAACUCAUUCCGGAACCGGUCGUGUGUGAUGACGAUGUCAUCAUCUAUGAGGUAGCCAACACCACGAGCGAGUGUGUUUGCAAGGAACCAUCGCAGGAAAUUUGUCCUAAGCUCACCUGCCCCGAGGUACUACCGCGAGAGGAUGUCGCCUCAUGCAAUGUCACAUGCCCGCCACCACCUCCUCCUCCAACGCCCUGUCCUAAGGUGGUAUGUCCUACGGUUCCACCCACCAAACCCACCACCAAAGCACCUCCAACCGUACCGAUCACUUGCCCUCCGGUUACGCCGUGCCCGGAGACCGUUUGCCCGACCGAACCACCUCUAGUGUGCCCCACAACUCCUCCUUCCCUGCCUCCGCCGAUUGAGUGUGACGAACGCUUCGUGAACUGCAUGCACGGGGAUUGCAUCGAGAACAAUGUGUGCUCGUGUCACGAUGGCUAUCAGCUUGCGAUCAGCGACCCAGACUCGAUCGUCCACUGCCGGCCGGUUUGCAGUGAUGGAUGUGUCAAUGGUAUCUGCACGCAACCCAACGUGUGCCUCUGCCUGCCCGGCUACGCUGAAACACACGACGGUCGGUGUGAACCGUACUGCGAGGAGCCGUGCGGUCGAGGAGCGUACUGUGCUGAACCGAACGUGUGCCUUUGUGAGCGAGGAUUCGUCCUGGAGUCCGAUGGGGAAUGUCGCCGUCUAUGCGACCCGCCGUGCAUACGAGGCGAAUGUGUCGAUGGGUGGUGCUUCUGUGAUGAGGGGGCCAACCUACGGGAUGGACACAUUUGCGAGACAUCCGCCGAUAGGGACGAAGAUGGAAAUCCCUUCCGGAGUCGGUUCUCCGUCAGCGACGAUUAUGAUGCAGACGAGGAUGAAGAGUCCGAGGAUCAGAACAGUGCCCCGGUUGACUUCAACUGCCCGGAAGGUUUCCUUGCCAUACCGUCCAAGAGAGAAUGCAUCUGCGAAUCCGGUGUGAUCAGUUCCAAUGGCACUUGCAUUGCGCUGGAUACGAAACAGCGAGUACAGGUGUUGGCAUCAUCCAUGCCGUCAACUCCGGAGAUGAGCAAAGGGAAUGAAAGCACCGCACAACCAGAACAGAUUCAGAUGGCCGGUGUGCUGGAGUCGGUCGAGUCCAACCAUUGGAUCAUUGUUGCCGUGGCUGUGCUCGCCUUGGCCGUGCUAGUGAUCGGUUCCGUACUGCUGUACAAGUGUCUUAAAAAGAGUAACCCCGUGGAAACGUCCAUCCAUUAG